Drosophila ananassae is the source of this 991-nucleotide messenger RNA. RefSeq names its product mitochondrial import inner membrane translocase subunit Tim23 (gene Tim23). Gene Ontology annotation, biological process: protein import into mitochondrial matrix. The record is from RefSeq and is a predicted model, not a curated record. Gene Ontology annotation, molecular function: transmembrane protein transporter activity. Lineage: Eukaryota; Metazoa; Arthropoda; Insecta; Diptera; Drosophilidae. The transcript has 5 exons. Bases 252 to 830 code for a protein of 192 amino acids. Gene Ontology annotation, cellular component: TIM23 mitochondrial import inner membrane translocase complex; mitochondrial inner membrane.
GCAGAUAACAUUGCAUUCUGGACACGUACACAUUCAUACAAACCUAUUUGCAGUGUUGAUAAACAGCAUGCUAAACUACAGAUGUCACGUUGUGAGCAGGUCAAGGGAAAGAUAAGAUUAAAAACAUAUGUAAGCAGAGCACGAGAAACAUUGUUUCUUUCGUGAGUAGCCGACUGGAAUUUCAUUUGGUUGCUUGUUAAAAUAAAAAUCGGUAUAUCUUCCCUGGAAAAUCACCCUAAACAAAUUCAAAAAUGAGUGACGACUUUCUGAGAAAACCAUUCUCUUUGGCGCCCGCGGCAACUGUUGAAGAAGGAGCAACAACAAACUACACUCCAGUUACGAGCACUUUUGGUAGUCCUGCGGUUUCGCCGUACCUCAACUAUGAUUCAAGAUUCUUGCAGCAAGCACAGCCAGAGUUUAUCUUUCCUGAGGGCGCUAAUAAGCAGCGCGGACGCUUUGAGUUAGCAUUUUCUCAGAUUGGUACUUCGGUAAUGAUUGGCGGUGGAAUCGGUGGUCUUGCGGGGGUUUAUAAUGGUUUUAAAGUCACCAAGGCGCUUAAUCAGACAGGGAAACUGCGGCGAACACAAUUAAUCAAUCACAUUAUGAAGCAAGGUUCGGGAACGGCAAACACUCUGGGUACUCUGGCGGUGCUCUACUCGGCGUGUGGAGUGUUGUUGCAGUUCGUUCGUGGGGAAGAUGACCAUGUCAAUACAGUGAUUGCAGGCUCUGCAACGGGACUUCUAUACAAAUCAACGGCUGGCCUACGGAGGUGUGCACUUGGUGGCGCCAUUGGGCUGGCAUCUCGUCAAUCUAUUGCUUAUAUCUGUUAGCCCAAGAGAACAGCACAAACUCAAGUCCAAAAUUCCUGUAGAUCAUGAAAGCUUUUCAGGCAUGAAUAGAUCUACACAGUUUGUAUAGAUAUUCUAUGCUCUCAUUAAGAGGUUUUGUUGUAUAUUAAAAUACAUAGCUUAGGUUCAAUGAAUGCCUACAA